AUGAUUACUAAUUUCGAUGUCAGGAAGCAACCAAAUUCAUACCGCCUCUCUGACCAUGCGUACAAGAUUUUAUUCAAUGAUCACACCUCAAUGGAUGUUCUAGACCCUGACGAAUACUCUAUUCCCCUGGAGUAUUUCUGCACUCGGAACUACAAGGACAUCCAAAGUUUGGUGGGUAAAGGAGAGAUGUUACCAGAUAUUGUAGCCCAAGUGUCAUGUAUUCAGAAUGCCGAUAAGGUCGACGAAACCACAACUCCACCGAAGACUACGUCGAACCUGAUUCUUACGUGUGUAUUUGACAGUGGUGACACCGCUUAUGUCUCCGUCUGGGAUAACCAAGCAUCUAAGGUCCGUGAAGAUGUUGCUCUCCUAAAAGAAGAGCCUAUUGUAGUAAUCGUCACUGGUGUGAAUCCCAAAAACCUGCGUGGUGACCUAUAUCUCAACGCCACUGCCUCGACCAGAUUCUUUUGGAAUGUUGAAAACAACAUUACAGAGGAAUUCCGUAAAAGGUAG
Messenger RNA from Camelina sativa (false flax), 513 nucleotides. Lineage: Eukaryota; Viridiplantae; Streptophyta; Magnoliopsida; Brassicales; Brassicaceae. The record is from RefSeq and is a predicted model, not a curated record.